This is a messenger RNA of Anopheles moucheti, 1905 nucleotides long. Its product is annotated as fatty acid hydroxylase domain-containing protein 2. The record is from RefSeq and is a predicted model, not a curated record. Bases 394 to 1491 code for a protein of 365 amino acids. Gene Ontology annotation, biological process: sterol biosynthetic process. Lineage: Eukaryota; Metazoa; Arthropoda; Insecta; Diptera; Culicidae. The transcript has 4 exons. Gene Ontology annotation, molecular function: iron ion binding; C-4 methylsterol oxidase activity.
CAUUGUUUUGGGGAUGGUCCGGUGUGUACAAAACAGGCAACAGCGUUAGACAAGUGCCGCAUUCGGGAGCAAGUGAAAGAACCUACUUGUACGUGGUGCGUGCCUUUCUCUAUUGUUCCAUCGCACUCUCCUGCUUUAGCAAAUACACUUUCACCCUACUCCCGUGGGCUUACUCCCGUCUUUACGCAAAAGGGUCAGGAAACGAAUAAAUUGCGUCGGAAUAUCCUUACACAGCAAUCGACCGGGACAUUGGGGCCAGCGUUAGUGAAGCCAGUAGUUUGCAUCUGGUGUCUGGUGUACACACAUCAGCUGUGCUUUCAACCCUCUUAGUGUUACGAAUAACGCUCACCAAGGAAACAAAAGUAUCAACCAGCAGCGAAGGUAUUGUAGCAGAUGGAGAGCAGCCCGAGUUUGGAGCGGGAAUCACCAGCAGUCGAUGACCAGCAACCGAUCAUCCUGUCGGAUGAUGCCGAACGCACGUCGGAAAAUGAUGGGCGACGUAACAAACCGACACCGAUGCCGGCGAUCGAGUCGCAAAAUCCGCGCCUUCUAUCCUCGCUGUACAGCUUUCUCGUGAUCGUCAGCUUCUUUCUCGUCGGGUUUGCCGCGUUCCGCAACACACUGACCUGGCAUCUGCAGCGGUUCUGGGGCGCAUCCGGCGACUUCUGGCAGUCACAGUGGGAUCGCUUCAUCGACUUCACCGGCGAGGAUCCGGCCCGGCUGUGGGUGCUGAGUACCACCAUCUUCACGAUGGCGGUGUACUGGGUGUUCGGUGGCAUCUACACACUGUUCGAUGUGACGUGCCGGCCGGCGAUCAUACGCCGGUACAAGAUGCAACCGGGCACGAACGAACCGGUCGAUCGGCGCCGGCUGGCGAAGGUGAUUGCGACCGUGCUGAUGAACCAAACGGUGGUCGGUGUACCGAUGGCGUACUGCAUGUACCAGGCGAUGCGUUUCCGGGGGCUGAAUGAUUUGCGCGAGCUGCCCACCUUUCACUGGGUGCUGGCGGAGCUGUCAUUCUGCAUCUUUAUAGAGGAGAUUGGCUUCUACUACGCCCACCGGCUGCUGCACAGCCGACGGAUUUACCGGUACAUCCACAAGCAGCACCACGAAUGGACGGCUCCGAUCGCCAUCACCGCCAUCUACUGCCAUCCGGUAGAGCACGUGUUUAGCAACCUGGUACCACCGUUUCUCGGCAUCUUCAUGCUCGGCAGCCACGUGGCGGUGGCCUGGCUGUGGUUUACGCUCGUAAUACUCUCCACGUUGAAUGCUCACUCCGGCUACCAUCUGCCAUUUUUUCCGAGUCCCGAAGCGCACGACUUCCACCACCUCAAGUUUAACCAAUGUUUCGGUGUGCUUGGAGUGCUCGAUCGUCUACACGGUACGGACGCACUGUUCCGCACGACGAAGGCAUAUGCACGGCACAUCAUGAUGCUGAGCUUUAUACCGGCCCGUGAAGCGUUCCCCGAACCGGCCAAGAAGGCUUUCUGAGAAGGGUGCGAAACGACACACCACAGAUAGAUCAGUUAGACACAGGCACCGUAUCCUGGUCACGGCACCAGAUCGUCAAAGUAAUUACAUCUUCUCACACCUAUUUCACAUCACCACAUCACCACACAGUCACACAUCCUGAACGGAAGCAAAACGAGCUUCAAAUCGAUGUUCGGUGUGAGCAUUCUUAGAGCUACGGCUACGCUAAGAUACCCAUCGUCACCACACAGAACCCGAACUGGAUCACGCUGGAAUCCACAGGUCGUCGAUGAGGCUGUAUCGUACAGAGAAAAAAAAAACCCUAUUACUACUCUCCUUCUAUAUGUCCAAGAAUGUAUUUUUUGUUUGCGAAAUGUCAAAACGAUUAUACUUAAUAAACUUCACAAACUACACUGAACGUCCGAUAAAGUGACG